Clupea harengus (Atlantic herring) is the source of this 4520-nucleotide messenger RNA. It is a transcript of the gene paqr6, whose product is annotated as progestin and adipoQ receptor family member VI. Gene Ontology annotation, cellular component: membrane. Gene Ontology annotation, molecular function: signaling receptor activity. The record is from RefSeq and is a predicted model, not a curated record. NCBI's taxonomy places the organism in Eukaryota, Metazoa, Chordata, Actinopteri, Clupeiformes, Clupeidae.
UCUUUUGUUUUCUGCUGCUCUCUUACGAAACUAUGCACGGACUCACCAUUAGACAUCCACCGGAAGCAACUCUGGGAUGUAUUUGUGUGUAUGUCUCGAUAAAGUGUAAAAUAGGUGUAAACUGAGGUCACGAAUAUAAAGAUAUUCUUACCACUGGUUGAUCUAAUGAGUGAUGGGUAUCUUGUAAGUAAGUUAUUAUGGUUCUGUAUGAGGGAAAGUAACAUGGAAAUACAUAGACGAAAAUUGUAUUGAGGGAAGAUUCCGGCUUUCAUAAUGGUGACAUUGACAAAACGUGUAUGGAAGUCGAUUGUUCAUUCCUCGGAUAUUGGGGUUUGGUAUUUGCCGUUUUAAACACUUAUUCUCGUCAAGACAGUUCAAAUUAUGUUAUCUGUAAAUAGCAUUACUAUUGUAACUGACAAUAGCGUAGAAAGAAAAUUAGUUGUAGCGAUUUUUUAAGUCAUGGCAUUGUAAAAAUAUCCUUCUCCGUUUCAAUAAAUAAACACUUGUGGGCCGAGGAACAUUCUUGGACAUAUAGAACUCCCAUAGCCUCCGCGCGCACACAUGGCUCUUGUUAUUGGAGCGGCAGUAGUCCACGUGAGUAGUGAUGGGGAUUGCCUCAGCGUUCCGCGAUCCACCAGUACACACUGUGACUGGAAGGGCUGGCCCUAAGAUCUCACUGAGAGGCUAAAGGGACAAGCCCUCCAGUUUUUCUGGCAUAGCAGAUCCAUCGACUUUUUGCGUAAUCCAUCUCUCCCAGCAUGUCGGGUCUCAUCUUGAGGACUUCCAGGAAAAAUGAAGAAAGUCUCUGACCACUUGUUUCCCAUCUGGCGCGGGGCCCGCGGGGUCCAGGGCUGGAGCUGGGGCCGCAGCGGUGCGAAAUGGGAGUCGGCGGGCGGCGAGGCGGAGGAUCAGCUGCUGGGCUUUGACUGCCCCGUGUGGUGCGUGCUGUGCCGGGGGGGCCGGGCGUGGCUGCAGGGGGCCUGUCAGAGGGGGCGCGGGGCCUUCCGGCUGCCCGCAGACAUGCUGAGCAUCAAACUCCCACAGCUCUUCGACAUCCACCAGGUGCCCAAGGUGUUCAGGGAGGAUGGCAUCAUCUCUGGGUACCGCCACCCGAGAAGCUCCGCCCUGGACUGCAUCCUCAGCAGCUUCCAGAUGACCAAUGAGACUGUCAAUAUCUGGACCCACUUCCUGCCUACCUGGUACUUCCUGUGGCGGUUCAGCAUCCUCUGCUCCACGCUGAACUUCCUGACGGAGAGCUACACCUGGCCCCUGCUGGUCUACAUGCUGCUCAUCUGCGUGUACCCCUUCACCUCCAGCUGUGCCCACACCUUCAGCACCAUGUCGGCAGAGGCCCGCCACAUCUGCUACUUCUUCGACUACGGCGCCCUCAGCCUCUACAGCCUGGGUUGUGCCAUCACCUAUGGGUCGUACGUGAUGCCAGACUGCUGGGUCAACAGCUGGCUGCACGAGCAUUUUGUCCCCAUUGCCAUUGGCAACACCCUCUUCUGCACCAGUAUGUCAUGCUACUCCAGGUUCCUGGAAUUGCAGUUCCCACGCAAAAGUAAAAUCUUGCGAACAGGGGCAUUUGUGUUUCCAUUUCUGUUUGACAACAUUCCUUUGUUCUACAGAUUGUUGAUCUGCUGUGGGGGCAGCUGCAGUCACACUGAGGCUCUGUCCAGCCACUGCUACCAUCUCAUCUUCGCCUUCCUCACCUGCUUCCUGUUUGCAUCACACCUCCCAGAGAGGCUGGCCCCUGGCCGCUUCGACUACUUCGGCCACAGUCACCAGCUCUUCCACAUAUGUGCCGUGGUGGGCACCCACUUCCAGAUGGAGGCCGUGCUGGCGGACAUGACGUCUCGGCAAGCGUGGCUGAUCUCCCAGGCGGCCGUGCCCUCCUUCCUGGGUACCAUGGGCGCCCUGGCCGUAAGCGUCCUGCUCAACCUGGGCAUCAUCUCCCUCUUCAGCGCCAGUCUGCUCCAGACGCCGCACCUGAACGCCCAAAGUGGUGUCGCCUCCGCCCGCCACUCAAACCCAGGGCUCUCUCAGCAGGCCUCGGCCGAGCCCAAGGAGGAGUAAGGAACUCUGUGUACCCGGCAGGGGAGCAUUUUGGUAAUUUAGUGCUAAUCCACCAUUUUGGUCUCUUAGUGCUAAUCCUGGUGUGUGCCCGUUUGAAGAAGCACAGGUCACUAGCCCUGUCGUUUUGAGGGACGCAUCCAUUAAUGAAUGUUUGAAAAGAUUGUGCGUCAAGAAGUAAUUUCCGAGUAAAGAUAUGUUUUGUUGUACCCUUAACAUUUUGCUAUUUUAUCAGUUCAUUUCUUGGUCACGUGUUUGGACUAAGUGUUCACAAUUAACGUCUGUAAAUAGCUGAAAACCCCGAUGUUGUCUUUCAGGUCUUUGCAAACUUCUCAUUGUCUAAUGGUGACAUGACUGAAAACGUUUUAAAAGACUACCGAAUGUUAUUUUUUUACAUUUGAAAGGCUCUGGGUUGUAUGAAGCCAUUUUGUAUUAACAUCACCUCAAAGUGCCUCGCGGAGAGCUAGUUUUUUUUUUUUUUUUACAAUGCUAGAAGAUACUGUAGAUGGCAGUACAACAAAGUUAAACCGACCGAUUCAACUGGAAAUGUAUCAGUAGACUUAUUCAGGGAUCUCAUACUCAGUUAUAUUUUGUUUUCCAUUAACAUCAUUUUAGUAUUUUAAAAUACAUCAACUCUUAUCAAAUCCAGUUAUAUUACUUGGUAUGUGUUUAAUAAUAAAAAUCAUACAAAUUUCAGAAGAAUCCAUCAUGGUCAUGCAUAGUAUAAGCAUGUUUUUGACUUUGAGUAUUCCUCCUGCUAUGAUGUAGGGACACUCUCAUUCACCCUCAUGUUAUAGGGAUACAGGAGUAUAGGAGUUGUCUCACAAGAAAGUCACUUGAAUUGAUUCAAAUAACACGGUGUGUUAAUGUCCCACUUUACAGGCUCAUCCACACAGUGUUCUAUCUCAGUUAGGCCAUAACUCACCAGGCUCCAGCAGUCUUUGUGACGUGUCUUAUUUACAUCCACUAACUUGAAGCUCAUCUCUGGUUUGACAGAAAAAACAAACAAACAUUUAUCACGUAAUCCUCAUUUUUCUUGUAUUUGUUAAUGUAUGCCACGGGUGCCCUGUGUGAACUCUGGAAGCGGUGUCAUUGACGUAGAUUAACGUUCGUUUUUCUUUUUUUUUUUUGCCUUUUUUCUUUGCUUUUGUUUUCAGACCAGCACUCAAUUGAAAAUCAGAGUUUUAUCUGUUCCUUUCUACCCACAGUGCGAAUGUCCCCUGCAUCCUGAGUGGAGUUUUUUUAGGCGCUGUAGUAUUGUCGUGUUCAUUGCAGGUUUAUGGCAUACAAUACUAGUUUUAUGUUUACAUUUACCAGUAAAACCUUUAUUGGGGUGGGGGGUAGGGCAGUUUGUAUUUAUUCCUGAUUAUGUUUUUACUGUCAUCCUGAUCAAGGGGAAGCAUUUGAUAUUUGAUAUUUUGUUAUCGUGAGAUUUAUCUGUCAUAAGUGGUCCACAUCUUUUACUGUACAUGUUAGAUCACUUAAGUACUCAUAAAUACAGCUAAGAGAAAUAGCACACAUAAAGGAUAUUUUAAUAAAUACGCUAAUUGCCAUGUCAUUUGAAACACUUUAUAUCCUUAUGUUUUAUAAACAUUUCCUUGUGAUGUGGGUCUGACCGUUUUACUAAAUACACAGAACCUUCUCUAACAAGAUUUAAGAUGUAAAGUUGACAUUGGUUGUAAGACAAGGGAGUUCCACAACUAAGAUAUGAUUCAUUGUAUGGUUCUGAUGGCUAAGUAAGUGAUUGCAAGGUAUGUGGGGGAUUGGUUCUAUCAUUUUGUUUAACAAAAUAUAUCUACAGUAACUAUAGUUUGUCAAGUGCACACCAUUCCUGACACCCUCUGCGGUCACUAUAGAGGCACACAUCUGUCAGGGCACUGUUGGAUUGGAAGCUGAUUAAGGUUGCAGACAAGGUUUAUGGAAAAGGGUCUCUUUUUUUUAAACAAGGAAUGGAUCAAAAUGGGGUAAAGAAACGGUUAACUUGAAGCAAUCCCAUUAUUUGUCUUUCUUUUUUGUAUCCCAUUUCCUGGAGGAAACCUAUUGGUACUUUGAUUUAAAAAGGGCCCGUUGUUUUGUUGAAUUGAAAGAAUAUGCCCUACGUGGAAUACCUGACUGUCUCAAGAGCACUGUGAGAGACAUUCAAAUAAAUAGGCUAAAAAGCCUUUUUCUGUAGUGUUGGUUUGGCAAAAUACGUUAUAUAACGUACUGUCGUUAAAAAUCAUAAUUUGACAGGUCUGUGGUGUAGGCUACAUGGUGAAUCAUAACAUUGGCUGACUUUCUCCCUAAAAUGCAUGUUUCUGGGAUAGACCAGAUGUCUACCCUGUGCUAGAAUUAAAUAGCCUAUGUGAAGUGGGGUCUUUUUUUUUUGUCUGCACUAAACAUUUUAACACAUUCUUGAGAGUGUAAUCACCUUUUAAUACAUUUUUAAUAAAAAAAGACUCACCAUU